Molecule: messenger RNA, 1605 nt
Organism: Solanum tuberosum (potato)
Lineage: Eukaryota; Viridiplantae; Streptophyta; Magnoliopsida; Solanales; Solanaceae
Product: F-box/FBD/LRR-repeat protein At1g13570-like
Exons: 4
Coding region: 174-1307 (377 amino acids)
Molecular function (GO): protein binding
Source: RefSeq, a predicted model, not a curated record
CAAAUGAGCCUAUGCAACCCAGACCAAAAAAUCCCUAAAAUCUAGGGUUUCACCAUGGCAUUUCCUCGCUCUCAAUUGCUUGGCAGUAAUGUUUCUUUGCCGGGCAUUUCACUUUUUCUUAAUACGGCGUUGCCACCUCUGUGCAUUUUGUUACUAUUUUUGAAUCAGCCAGCAUGACUCAACAAGCACCUAGUAAAAGAGUUGUUGUUGAAGGGGAAAAAGAAGAUAUAAUCAUUGCUCUACCAAGAAACGUUGUUGAUCGUAUCCUUGAGCUCUUGCCGGUUCACGAUGCAGCAAGAACUAGUAUUUUGUCUAGUAAAUGGAGAGAUAUUUGGGUCUCACUUCCAUAUCUAGUGCUAAAUAACUAUUUUUGCAAAAAGUUGACAGCAAAAUCUACAAUUGUUUUUAAAAUAACAAUUGAUGAGAUUCUCUUACAGCAUGUUGGAGAUAUUGUAAAGUUUGUUCUUGACGUUUCAAGAAUAAAUUUGUCUUCAUAUGCUAGUAUUAAUAGAUGGAUGCGUUAUGUCACCAGAAAUGGUGUCAAGGAGCUAACUAUUAAUAUGUCGGAUAAUAGAACUUAUAUACUACCUUCUUCUGUAUUUAAUUGUCCGGCCUUCACACGCUUGGAACUCUUCAACUGUGUCUUCAAACCAUCAAAUUCAUUUCUUGGCUUUCAGAAUCUUACGUAUCUUCAUCUAGAAAGAAUAACAUUUGUGCCAACCAACCAGUUUUGUGUUAUCGAUGUUCCCCUUCUUGUGGAUUUAGUCUUGAUGUUCUGUUGUGGCACUCAAUACUUGAAGAUGGUUUCACCACAGUUGGGGUCCUUGGUUGUUCUUGUGGGUCACUAUCUCAUGCUAAAUUGCUUUAUGAAUUGCAAUAAACUGAUCCUGUUGGUGAUUGAAUUGGAAAAAGUGGAGGAUAAUCCAAAACAUGAUGAAAUAUCAACUUUGGAAAGGUUUCUAUUUAGCUUUGGUUCACUUGAACAACUUUAUUUGGGUUCCUUGGUCCUUGAGUUUUUGAACGCAAAUAUAGUUCUGGAUGAGCUUUCUUCCAAGCUCAACUGCUUGUGGUGUCUACACUUAGGUGUUGAUUUCAACAAAGUGGAUCAGACUUGUUGUACUCCACAGUUAAUCAAAAGUUUUCCUAAUUUGAGGAAACUUCUGAUUACGGUCAAGGGUAGUGAUGACAAUGUUGAAACAAUUAUGAAAUAUUUGGAGACACAAACCUGCUUGAAUAGACCACUUAACAAGCUCAAGUAUGUGACCAUCAGUUCUUUUAAGUGUUCAAAAACCAAGUGUUUUUUGUAAAGCUAUUAUGUGCUCGCACUCCGUCUCUUGUAAGGAUGUGCAUUCAGCAAGGGAUAGCCAUUGAUUCCAAGGAAGAAAGGAAUAUCACCAUAAAAUUGAUGCGUUUCCCCAGAGCUUCCACACGGGCAGAACUGUUCUAUUUUCCAUUUGAGGUUAUGAACGCAGACUGAUUCCCCUGUUUUCAAUGAGUUUCGUUAAACAAGGCACUGAAUUGGCCAAUUUCUUAAACGUGUGGUUUCCUUAACGAUUAAUAUGUUCAUCAAUUGGAUGUUAUUAAAGUUAAGAGUCUGUGUUGAUA